Molecule: messenger RNA, 1926 nt
Organism: Didymosphaeria variabile
Lineage: Eukaryota; Fungi; Ascomycota; Dothideomycetes; Pleosporales; Didymosphaeriaceae
Exons: 3
Coding region: 1-1926 (641 amino acids)
Biological process (GO): nuclear-transcribed mRNA poly(A) tail shortening
Cellular component (GO): cytoplasm
Molecular function (GO): poly(A)-specific ribonuclease activity; RNA binding
Source: RefSeq, a predicted model, not a curated record
AUGGACGUCGAUGCUGACUCGUACCCUCACGAGCUACUGGGCCUACUAAUCAGCAUCUCAGAGGCUGAUUUCGUGUCGCUCGACUUGGAAUUCACCGGUAUCCCGUCACGCCUGCCCGGAAAGGAGCCCUGGAAGCCUCAUCGGGGAAGGAAGACGCUGGAGGACCGGUAUCAGGAGACUAGGAUUGCUGCAGAUCGCUACCACAUCCUCCAAGUUGGAUUGACUUGUGCACGCUUCGACUAUCUCGAGAACAAAUAUGUUUUAAGGCCAUACAACAUAUCCCUCAGCCCGCUGCUCAAUGAGCACUACAAGCUCGACAUUGAGCGUGAGAUUCAUAUCCAGAGCGGCGCCGCCACCUUCCUACUUGACCAUGGUUUCGACCUAGGAGCUUCUUUUGCUCGAGGAGUACAGUAUCUCUCGCGGGAAGAGGCUUGUAAUGCUCAGCAAAGGAUGAACGAACGUCUGCACAGGAAGUCCGAAGUUGAGGACAUGCAGCUGAAGCAAGGAGACGUCCAAUCUUUGGACUUUGUGAGGCGCGUUAGGGAGGCCAUCAUCGCGUGGAAGAAAUUGAAGGAUGACGACAGACUAGAGAUCACGACGCAUACUGGCCUCCUCAAUCCGUCUCUGACUCCAGCCAUAUCGCGAUUCGAAAAACGCUUAGUAGGUGAUUGUAUUCUUGAUCUGGCAACCUCGGCGCUAUUGGACGAUACUGAUCAACCUUUCCAGGUCCACCAGCUAGUUCGAGCCGAAUUUCCAAAUCUCGUCACCAUAGGGAGGCAGGAAUGCAUUCGGAUCAUAGUCUAUGACGAGCAGCGGGACGAAGAGAACAAACGCCAUAUCAAAAACCGUGUAAAAGAGCAAAUCGCCAAGCAGACAGGCUUCCGGUGGGUAUUCGAAGCUCUCGCAGCUGAUGGUGACCUACAUAAGGCAGAUCCGUAUCACUUUGGUAGAUACACCAGCACGCCGAUCAUCGCUGAGGAUAAGACGGAUGUCAAGGAAAGAUUCGAUCGAGCUCACGAUCGUCUUCAGAAACAUCAGCCUGUAUUAGUAGGGCACAACAUGUUCACAGACCUCGUCUAUUUCUAUCGCUCGUUUGUAGGCGAGCUGCCAGAGACGCUCAACGGGUUCCGUUCGGCGCUCCAUCGGAUAUUUCCGAAAAUUGUCGAUACGAAAUAUCUUGCAACACACGCCGAGGGAGAUCUGAAUGCGUCUCCCACCUUGCAAGAGAUUGCUGAAAAGCUCGGCAACCAACCACUCCCAGACAUUGCGACACACCCCAAGCACUCAAAGUACCAUGAGACAGCCAUGUUCCAUGAAGCAGGCUACGACAGUCUAUUGACGGCAACCAUCCUCCUGCGCCUGUCGGCCAAAUUAAACGCCGACCGCCAACAGCCAGAUGACACUUCGGAAGCAAGCUUCAAGACCGCAGUAGAGCAGCCAAACGGGCAUGUCAAGUCCCCAGUACUUAGCAAGUUUCCUGUACCCCAACCACCAACAGAUCGUCAGCAACCUUCGCAAUCCGAGAUACUAGUCGUGAAGAAGAAAGCGAAAAAGUGUAAAAAUCGCAAGGGCAAGUCCGACAAUGUCUCUCCAGCACAAAGCCGCUUUCGGACUCGCAACGCCUUCGAACAGCUCAGCCUCGAUGACCAAUCGUCACCUUCGGACGAUGACCAGGGCGGAGUCGUUGUUGACAACUCCGAUACAACACACUCCUGGCAAGACGAGGUAUACGAGCCGGAUACAAGCGGCUGGGUACCAAUCGAACAGAAACAACGCAAGCCUAUGGAGAUGAUUCCCGCUUGGGACGGGGAGUUCUGGCAGUCUUUCGGCAACACGCUGCGUGUUUACGGCACAGAGGAAGCAGUCUUGAAGCUUGCCGAGUGGAACACCCAAAUACCAGAUUCCAAGCCUGAGGGCACUGUGUGA